Molecule: messenger RNA, 2707 nt
Organism: Vigna umbellata (rice bean)
Lineage: Eukaryota; Viridiplantae; Streptophyta; Magnoliopsida; Fabales; Fabaceae
Product: DHHC-type zinc finger family protein
Biological process (GO): protein targeting to membrane; peptidyl-L-cysteine S-palmitoylation
Cellular component (GO): Golgi apparatus; endoplasmic reticulum
Molecular function (GO): protein-cysteine S-palmitoyltransferase activity
Source: RefSeq, a predicted model, not a curated record
CAAAACAACUGUCCAUGGCAGUGGCUUGCGAGUAACACAUGAUUUUGCCUAUGGAAAAAGGUAAUGCACAGCACAGGACAACACAGAGGGUAAUAGUAGUACCCCAAAAAGUAAAAGGGUGGGUCAUGAGAUGAGGUGAAUUUCACAGCAAAGAAAGGAAAUCAAACUCAUUCCCACCGCAUAGAGAUCUAUUCUCUGCAGCAAAAGUAAAAAGCUUUGCAAGCAACAAAACCACCCCAACUCCUAAAUCCAGAAAAAGACCAUUUCUUUACAUCUUCCAUGACCUGGCUCUUUGUACCAGCAUGUCAUUGCAAGUUAAGUGUUUUUGCUGGUCCCGGAGUGAAAUCUUUGGUUUUUCAUCCCUUCCCUAGAAAUGAACUUGAGGGAAAGUGGUGAAAGAGGGUGAAUAGCAGUGCUCUAUAGUUCUCUUUCUGGUUGGUGCUACCUACAUUUGUGUGGCUUUUUGUACUUUGUGUACUUCCGCUUCAGAGUUUGUGUUUGCAUUCAUACUGAAAGAUGAGGAAGAAUGGAUGGCAGCUACCUUAUCAUCCUCUCCAGGUGGUGGCUAUUGCUGUGUUUUUGGCUCUGGGAUUUGCCUUCUAUGUAUUUUUUGCUCCUUUUGUUGGGAAGAAGAUGUACCAGUAUGUUGUCAUGGGCCUCUACACACCCCUGAUUACAUGUGUCUUUGCACUGUACAUUUGGUGUGCAGCAUCUGAUCCUGCAGAUCCUGGUGUUUUCAAGUCCAAAAAAUAUCUUAAAAUUCCUGAUAGCAAACAGCUUGAUGGGCUCAAGAGUUCUAAACUAGGAGGGGAAUCAGCUUCAUCAAUGCAUGAUGGGAAUGCUUCAACCGUUGGUCCAAAAUCGAUGGAAAAGGAAGAAUUGGGAACUGAAGCUAGUUUUAAAGAUGCUGCUAUUUCCGCAGAGAAGAAAAGUGCAUCAUCUUCACCUUCUUCUUCAUGUCUCCUAUUGGUUUGCUCUCCUUGUGCUUAUAUCUGUGGCUGCUCAAGUUCAAGUAAGGAAUCUUGUGAUCAACAAGCAAGUGAAGAUGGCAUGUUCUAUUGCAGUUUGUGUGAAGUUGAGGUCUUCAAGUACAGCAAGCACUGUAGGGUCUGUGACAAGUGUGUUGAUCGCUUUGAUCAUCAUUGCAGAUGGCUCAACAACUGUAUUGGGAAAAGGAACUACAGAAAAUUUUUCACCCUUAUGGUUGCUGCUCUCCUCUUGCUUAUACUUCAGUGGUUGACUGGGAUACUUGUGCUUAUCUGCUGUUUUGUUGAGAAGAAGAAAUUUUCUGUGGAUAUCUCCACCAAGUUAGGGAGCAGUUUCUCUCUUGUUCCCUUUGUCAUUGUUGUGGCAGUCUGCACCAUUUUGGCUAUGAUUGCUACCUUACCCCUUGUGCAGCUGUUUUUCUUUCACAUUCUUCUCAUUAAAAAGGGAAUCAGCACAUAUGAUUACAUCAUAGCUUUGAGGGAGCAGGAGCAGGAGCAGCAAAUUGGAGGUCAGCAGAGUCCGCAAAUGUCACCUGUUAGCUCACUUACUGGAUUGAGCAGUGCAAGCUCCUUUACUACUUUCCAUCGUGGUGCAUGGUGUACACCGCCACGGCUGUUCCUUGAAGAUCAGUUUGAUGUAGUGCCCCCAGAAACAGCAUCUGUAAGCUCUUUGGGAAAGAAGACAGCAAGAGACGAGCCGGUUAAGAAAAAGAAUCCUGGAGCAAUCAAAAUCAGUCCAUGGACGCUGGCACGGUUGAAUGCUGAAGAGGUUUCCAAGGCUGCAGCAGAAGCAAGGAAAAAAUCGAAAAUUCUUCAGCCUGUGACAAGACACAACAAUGAGCCUUUCAGGCUGGAACCAGACCACAACUCCGGCAGCAGCGGCCGGCGUAUGAGCCCCAGGGUUGAGACCAACAGACGACGGGCAGGCAAACGGAUUCGCCUACCAGCGGAUUUGCCUAUGGAGGCCAUACCAAAAUUUUCUUCCAGCAACAUCAUUGCCAAAGGAUUCAGUGGAACAUCUAGUUUAGCACCUCUGCAGCUGGAGGCACGUGGUGUGUUUCAAGCAAGUCAGGCUGUGUCAAGCUCAGGUGGGAUUGUUGCUUCAUCGCCCGAAAGCAGUUUAGACUCGCCGGACAUUCACCCGUUUCGGGUGUCUUCAACUGAAGCCGAAGAGGCAAGAAGGCUUGCCAGUCUUUCUGCCAUUGGUGGUGCAAACCUGAAGGGAAUCCCUUUGUCAAGGUCAACCAGUGAUGGGUAUGAGGCCUCUGGUGGGGAAGAUAGUGACAGGGUUCCCAGCAGGGUUGUUCAGAGGUCCACAAAUUGGACUAAUCUGCUGUUCAGUGGUGAUCAAGAGGAGAGAGCUUUUGAUCCAAAACCAUCAUCUAGCCUGGUUCAUAGUAGAAAGUUGUGACCAAUUUGGGUGUUGAUUAAUUAGAAAAAACUAUUUUAAGAUUAUAUUGAUGGGAAUUGUUGAUUCUUUGAUUUGUGAGCCCAAAGGUACUUCAACUUCAACAUCCCUUAACCCUCACCUUGAGGUUGAAUUGAUGCUCCUCAGAGUUUUGGUGGUAGGCUAAGUGGGAAACUAAGUGGAAACCCAUGUACAAAGUUUUAGGUCACAGUAACUCAUGAGCUCGAGCUUCCCAAUCAAUACAUUGUUUUGUGAUCCCUAUUUUCAUAAAAGUUUUCUCAGCCUAGUCCUCUCAUAAAUUAAGUUGUUUUCA